Messenger RNA from Aedes aegypti (yellow fever mosquito), 1141 nucleotides. RefSeq names its product cell growth-regulating nucleolar protein. The record is from RefSeq and is a predicted model, not a curated record. Gene Ontology annotation, molecular function: DNA binding. The transcript has a single exon. Gene Ontology annotation, cellular component: nucleolus. The coding region runs from base 166 to 1119 and encodes 317 amino acids. NCBI's taxonomy places the organism in Eukaryota, Metazoa, Arthropoda, Insecta, Diptera, Culicidae. Gene Ontology annotation, biological process: negative regulation of transcription by RNA polymerase II; rRNA processing.
CGCUGAUACACUAAAUUGGUAAAUAAACACUGUAGGCUUCAACACGUGCGUGAGGGACCAAAGAUUCGCGAAUCGCUUUCAACGGAAUUUAGGCAAUAUUCCAUCCAGUGUUUGUUGUGCCCAUCUCGUUCUGGAAGCGCGCAGAUCUACCUAAAUCCAGCCAAAAUGGUGUUCUUCACGUGUAAUCAUUGCGGGGAGUCGCUCAAGAAGCAAGCCGUCGAAAAACACGGCUGGAAGUGCAAGCGCGAACUCAACGUCUCCUGCAUGGACUGCCAAAAGGACUUCCAUGGCAAGGAGUAUGAUGCCCACACGAGCUGCAUCACCGAGGCGGAAAAAUAUUCCGGUAAGGACUAUGUUCCGAAAGCGAACGCCAACAAGGGGGCCAAAAAGCAGGAAGCUUGGCUGGACACUAUCCGCUCGAUUACGGACAGUAAGCGAAAUUUGUCCAAGGGAAUCAGUGAAGUGUUUAACGUGAUCCGCAAAAACGACAACAUCCCACGGAAGCAGAAAGGAUUCCUGAACUUUUUCGCCAACUCGGCCAAACACAUUCGGAGGAAUGACGUUGAAGCCGCAUGGGCAUUGUUGGAGGAAGAGGUCAAGAAGAAUCAAACCAACGCGGCAGAGCAGAAUCAAACAAAUGGAGCCGUUCCGGAUGGAAUGUGGAUUCCCGGACAGAAGGCAACUGUGCCCAAGGAGAAGCAGAACGGUAAUGAGGAACCCAAACAAAAUGGUUUCAAGAAACGUAAACUGGAAGAGGAAAAGGACGAGCAAGUUGAAGUACCUGCAAAAAAGACCAAGAAAAAGGACAAGCAACAAAAGCAGAAUGGUACAACCGAACAAGAGCACGAACAGCUUGUAGCACCGGUGGUGGAAGAAAACGGAACCAACGAUUCCUCGACCGGCGGGGACAAGUUCAAAUGGGGUGACGUGAUUCGAUCGACGCUGAUGUCCAAGAACAACGAAAUGAAGCUGGACAAGCUGAAGAAGAAGGUUCUGAAGAAGUACCGUCAACUUAUGGGAGGCGAGGAAGUCAGUGAUAAGAUUGAGCGCAAAUUUAGUAAGAAACUUACUAAGCUGGGCGUUGAGGUGGAUAACGAUACGGUGCGGUUAAUUGCGUAGGUAGUAAAGUGUAUAAUUCAGA